Trichomonas vaginalis G3 is the source of this 1584-nucleotide messenger RNA. Its product is annotated as armadillo-like helical domain containing protein 1 family. The transcript has a single exon. NCBI's taxonomy places the organism in Eukaryota, Parabasalia, Trichomonadida, Trichomonadidae. The coding region runs from base 1 to 1584 and encodes 527 amino acids. The record is from RefSeq and is a predicted model, not a curated record.
AUGAAUUUUGGGCCCCAGGACGUUCCGCGAUUAAAUUUAGUUCCGCGUCCUCCGGCUGGUUUACCUAGUAGUCACUCAUCACGUUCAAUCAGGCAAAAAGCAUUUUACGAAGCUCAACAGGGAGAAACAUUUGGCCCGAAAAGUAUUAUAUCAGCACGCAGAACAAUUAAAAUGUCGCAAAGAGUAAUGAAUGCAGCAAAAGAAGACAAAAAGAAAUAUAAUGAAUGGCUCGAACGUUGGGAUCAUGAUCCAGGAAUCAAACGUUACUUAAUGAUUAAAGAUAUUACAGUAAAAUACGUCGGUUACUCUAAAUCACAACUUGAUGAAGUAUUUGGACACUCAAGUGAACUCGUUUUUAUGCAUAUUGUCGUUUUUCUUAGAUGGAACUACCAAUCAUUAUGUUCUGUUGCAUUACAAAUGAAGUGUUUGCAAAUAUUCUUUAAAGCUUCCUCAGGGUUCGUUUUUGCAGAGCAUUUUCUUAUGAAAGGAGGAACUGAAAUUUUGCUUUACUUCUUAAAUCGUCUCAAAGAUCUUUCCGACGAAGAUGUCCUCGAAGUCAUCAAAACUUUCAUUGCUCUUUCGGAACAUGGCCCCUACGCAAUCCAAUAUAUUUGCGAUACAAAGUUUAUUGAGGUAUUUCUUGAUGCAAUACCAGAAUUCAAAUCUGAAGAAGUACAUAAACUGUGUGUUGUGCUUUUGGUUCAACUGGCAGAAGGAAAUAUUCAAACAGCAGAAUCUUUUACAAAUGCGAUACUUUCUAAGUUCCUCUUUAUUCAAACGAAUCUUGCUGCACUAUAUACAGCUGCACGAGCAUUCCGUUUGUUGUUUAUUCCAAAAAUUGCAAGCGAAUGCGAUAUCAAAAACCAUAUUUCAGAAUUUUUGAUUCUCCCUUCAAGCGAAUCCAUAGAUAUUCAACACGAAGCAGUUAUCAUAUUCCAUACGCUCCUAGAAAACGCCAAUCCAAUCAGAAAGAAGUAUAUCCUUGAUACUCUUUAUGAACUAAUCAAUGUCAAUUUAGAAGAUUUGCCGCCUAACAUUUUAGAUGCCAAAAUGCGUCAACAAACAUUCGCUCUCAAGCUCAUACAAGCAAUCGCUGCUAACAAGAAAGAAGCAUACCACGCAUUCCUUCCUUUGAUACAAAAGUUUUUGCCAGCAUUAGUUCGAAAUCUCGCAAAUACACGAAACUUUUCAUCGCAAAAAGCAGCAUGUAGUGCAAUUGGAAGCAUCGUUUCUGCCAUCCCUCUGAUGAAGAUAUAUCUUUGUAAUGCAGUUCCAAGGGAAUGGGUUGAUCAGAUGAUUUCAAGUCCUCAUAGUUUUUGCAUCAAUUUGAAUCAAACACAAAUUGACACAUUUUCAACAAUUGAAUCAUCUAUGUUCUUCUUUGAUAAAAACAUUGAAGACUUGAGUGAAGGAACAGAAAGAAGACAGUCAUCAAAACAAUUCCAAACUUCUUCUUUACCAAAACUUUACUCGCCAAGAAGAAUUACAACUGCAAAGACAAAUAUUAGGCAAUCUAUCAUACUUAGAGAUUCUCCUGUUAAUUUCAAUCUGGUUACUAACCCUGUUAUUGAGACAAUUCAUUAA